AUGAAACCUCGCGGCGGUGAUGAUUUCGAAGAGCCAGAGCAUACAAGGAAACUUUUUAUUGGAGGUUUAGAUUAUCGGACAACUGAUACUUCAUUAAAGGAAUUCUACGAACAAUGGGGUGAAAUUGUUGAUGUUGUUGUCAUGAAAGAUCCCCAAACAAAGAGGUCAAGGGGUUUCGGUUUUAUCACAUAUUCGCAAGCUCACAUGGUAGAUGAUGCUCAGAAAAACAGACCCCAUAAAAUUGAUGGCAGAGUUGUUGAACCCAAACGUGCAGUUCCCAGAGAAGAAAUUGCUAGGCCUGAUGCUAGUGCUACAGUAAAAAAACUUUUUGUAGGAGGUCUAAGGCAAGAUAUAGAAGAAGAAGAUUUGAAGGAGUACUUCAGCUCAUAUGGAGAAGUUCAAUCUGUUAUUCUUGUGACAGAGAAAGAAACUGGAAAGAAACGAGGAUUUGGUUUUGUGGAGUUUGAUGAUUAUGACCCUGUUGAUAGAGUAUGCUUGCAACAGAACCACAAGGUUAAGGGGCACAGAUUAGAUGUGAAGAAAGCUCUAUCGAAGUCUGAGAUAGGGGGCGGCGGUGGCGGCGGUGGUGGUGGUGGGGGUGGGGGGAGUAGGCGAGGCGGUCGUGGCGGUGGCUGGGGUGGAAGGCAGGGAGGACAGGACUGGAACUCUGGUGAGGACGUUGAUUAUGGUUAUAACCAAGGCGGUUGGAAUAACCAGAAUCCUUGGGAUAACUCAGGCGGUGGCUGGAGCCAGGGUUAUGAAAACCAGGGUUGGGGCCAAGGUCCUGAUAACUUCGGAAGUAGUUAUCAACAGAACUUUGGAGGUGGACCAAUGAGGCCCAACUUCAAUGCCCAGAGGCAACAGCCAUAUGGCGGUGGUGGUUACAGCACAGGUGGUGGCGGCGGCGGCGGCGGUGGUAACUUCAGUAAUGCCUCAAGUGGUGGUAAUCAACGUCGGUUCUAA
This is a messenger RNA of Pieris macdunnoughi, 963 nucleotides long. NCBI's taxonomy places the organism in Eukaryota, Metazoa, Arthropoda, Insecta, Lepidoptera, Pieridae. The record is from the annotation of a GenBank genome assembly.